Tuber melanosporum (Perigord truffle) is the source of this 2212-nucleotide messenger RNA. RefSeq lists its product as uncharacterized. Gene Ontology annotation, biological process: termination of RNA polymerase II transcription. Gene Ontology annotation, molecular function: RNA polymerase II CTD heptapeptide repeat phosphatase activity. The record is from RefSeq and is a predicted model, not a curated record. Gene Ontology annotation, cellular component: nucleus; mRNA cleavage and polyadenylation specificity factor complex. Bases 239 to 1018 code for a protein of 259 amino acids. The transcript has 3 exons. NCBI's taxonomy places the organism in Eukaryota, Fungi, Ascomycota, Pezizomycetes, Pezizales, Tuberaceae.
UCCCUAUAAUAUGUUGGAGCUGUCCUAGUCCUUUACAGGCCAUGACGACAAGCACUAAUUAUACGCAAAACGAAGCCUGAUCACAAUCCUACUGUCGCUGUUUCUUCCUUCCCCCUUCUUCCCACGUUCUACGAAUUGCCAUGUGUGGGUGAUGUUCGUGGGUGAGGAGUAGAGAUAAAUUAAUUUUCCGAUUCGCUAAUGUUGGCUUCUCGUCUAUCUUGUUAGUCCACUACCAAUCAUGAUGCAAAUCCCACCUCAACCACUACCGACGGCAGCCCUCACGCCGGAGGCCGCACCGGAUGUUCAGCGGAAGCAGGAGGAGGAACUGAGAGGUCAGAAUGGAGGCUCCGGGAGGAAAGACUUUCCCUUGAAAUUUUGCACGGUUUGUGCCAGUAAUCAGAAUCGUUCCAUGGAAGCCCACCUUGUUCUAUCUCUCUCACAAUACCCUGUAAUCUCCUUCGGUACCGGCUCAGCAGUUCGUCUGCCGGGUCCAUCAAUCGACAAACCAAAUAUUUACGCCUUCAACUCCACGACCUAUGAUGAGAUGUACAACUCCCUGAAAGAAAAAGAUCCAAGACUCUACCAUGCAAAUGGCCUUUUGGGUAUGCUAGAUCGUAAUCGCAGAAUCAAGGGCUGUCCCGAGCGCUGGCAGGACUGGAAAGUUGGUGUUCCGAGGAAGGAUGGGGUCGAAGAUGGUGUUGUUGACGUGGUGGUUACUUGUGAAGAGCGAUGUUGGGAUAUUGUUGUUGAUGACUUGACAAAUCGCAACUCUCCUCUCAACCGCUUAGUUCACAUCAUCAACGUCGAUAUAAAGGACAAUCACGAAGAAGCCCUCGUUGGUGGGAAAGGCAUUCUGGAACUCGCCAAUAUGCUAUCUGAAGCUGCUAGAGAGGAGCGGGAAAAGGCAGGUCCGAACUUUGUCCGUGAGACAGUCGACGGGAAGGUUCCCGAGGUACUAGCAAAAUGGCAAGAAAGGUUUCCCGGGUUACCGGCCUUGUGGACCGUGGGCUAUUUCUGAUCCAAUUUGGGGACUAAUGAUGGGGCGAUAAAAUGGGGAGUUUGGGUUUGGGUUUGGGUUUUCUAUUUAUUUUUUUUCCCCUUCCGGGUUUUUAAUGAAAUCAUGAGAUUACAUGAGAUUAAGAUGAAGUUUCAAAUAUAUGAUAUGUAAGUAUGGUUGUUAGCGCUAUGUUUACUAGAUUGGUUAGUUGCGCUAGCAGGGGAAGGUAUGAUACGGUACGUUCACGUUCAAGCUCAACAUAACGGAAUUCCACACUUUCACAGAUAGACAUUCAUUUUUUAUUUUAUUAAUCUAUUUGUCAAUUAUUAACCGUUCAAGCAUCAAUAUCUCCACGCGCUUCCGUGCGCACACAUCGCGACAUACAGUCGCAGAAAAAUUCCACACUAAUUCAUUCAUGCUUCAUCCCCUUGAGCAACUUGUGGAAAGCGCUCUUAACACGGCCAAGGAGCCUUACAAUUCCUCGUUUUCCCCCCUUCUUCGGAUCCUCUACCUCCACCUCCUUUUCGUUGCCCUCAAUGAGGGGAUCCCUCUUGAUAGGAUCAGCCCCAUCUGUGCCAUCGAUAGCAAGCGGAGCAGGACUACUACGCCCGGAAACCGGCGUCGAAGGACGUAUAAGCGGUGGAAUGAAGAGGGAAAAUACGUGACGGCCUUCGGGCUGGGGCUGGAGCUGGAGCUGGGGCGGUUGAGGAGCCCUAAGUUCGUCUUCCCAGAUGGCGAACGGUGUUGGCACAAAGACUUCUCGGCGGGCGAUUGAGCGGUUGCUGGACAUCUUAAGGUUUCUAAGGUGUGGUACUAGUGGAGGGUUAUUUGGCUGGGGGAUCCUUAAUUUGGAGAGGACGGUAAAGAUAGGAGUGAAAGUGGGGGGAUAGCUGGUCGUGUGUAUAAGGGAAGUGAUGGUGAUGUAGUGGUGGAUAUCGUGUGGAGGGAAAUGUCUUCCCGCAAGAAGAAUCAAGUUAUGGCGUAGGUGUGGGUGAUAAUUACGAAGGCAUAAUGGUAGAGUUUUUGUGUAGGGCUGGAUGGUGGACGUAUUGGAUAUCAUACCCUCAUAGAGGAGGUUAAUGGGUUUGAUCGCAAGAAUUGGGUGAAAAUUAGGUUGCGGUAUGAUACCAGUACUCGAUCGUUGGGGCCGGGUGUUUUUUGUUUUUUUUGAUAUUAUUGUAUCAUAUUGCAGAGCACACGAAAACCUUGGACUCA